Messenger RNA from Anguilla rostrata (American eel), 1762 nucleotides. It is a transcript of the gene ccng2, whose product is annotated as cyclin G2. Lineage: Eukaryota; Metazoa; Chordata; Actinopteri; Anguilliformes; Anguillidae. Gene Ontology annotation, biological process: regulation of cyclin-dependent protein serine/threonine kinase activity; mitotic cell cycle phase transition. Gene Ontology annotation, cellular component: cytoplasm; cyclin-dependent protein kinase holoenzyme complex; nucleus. Gene Ontology annotation, molecular function: cyclin-dependent protein serine/threonine kinase regulator activity. The transcript is spliced from 7 exons. Bases 23 to 1048 code for a protein of 341 amino acids. The record is from RefSeq and is a predicted model, not a curated record.
GGAGACGUUGCAUUUUAGAGACAUGGAAGCCUUUAAACUUAUGAGGGAACUGAAGACAAAUUUCGAACAAGAGUCGAUCUAUCUGCCGAGGGAGAAGGGGCUGAACCUGCUGGAGACUACUCUUGAGAAUGACAAACAAAUCUCAGCAAAAUGCAGGGAUGCCAAAGUUGAAGAUCUUUGGAGCCUCACCAGUUUUUUUGGUUAUAGUACACAGACCUUUGUGCAGGCCGUCAACCUGCUGGAUAGGUUCCUGGCCAUGAUGAAGAUCCAACCCAAGCACUUAUCCUGCAUCGCCAUCAGCUGUCUCCACAUUGCAGCUAAGCUGGUUGAGGAGGAGUGCAACAUUUCAUCCUCCCAUGACCUUAUUCGUAUCAGCCAAUGCAAGUUCACCAUUUCAGACCUCAACCGAAUGGAGAAGAUCAUUUCAGAAAAACUGAACUUUCAGUGCAAAGCGGUCACAGCCUUUACCUUUUUGCACCUUUAUCAUGAAAUAACCCUCUUACAUACUUCAGAAAGGAAACCCCAUCUGAGCCUCGACAAACUGGAAGUCCAGCUAAAAGCCUGCCUUUGUCGAAUCGUUUUCUCAAAAGCCAAACCAUCAGUGCUAGCACUGGCCCUCCUUGCCCAGGAGAUUGAAGCCAUCCAGUCUGUAGAUAUGCUUGAAAUUUCCCAGUGUAUUCAAAGGCAUCUAAAGAUUGCUGACGGUGAGCUCUUGUACUGGAGGGAGUUGGUGGCCAAGUGUAUGACAGACUACUCUUCACCUGAAUGCAGUAAGCCAGACAACAAGAAACUGGUCUGGAUUCUAUCCAGGCGAACAGCACAGAAUUUGCACAGCAGUUACUACAGCGUCCCUGAACUGCCAACAAUUCCUGAGGGGGGCUGGGAUGAAAGUGCAAGUGAGGACUCUUGUGAGGACAUGAGCUGUGGAGAGGACAGCCUGAGCAGUGACACAGAAGUGCCCUGUUCACCACCCCCCUUUCACCAGCGCACCUCCGUUCCACACAGCCAAGACGACUCCACACACCUGGGUGCUGCGUGUCAUUUCUAGUUUUCAAAUGACUUAUUUAAACUGAGGUUUUUUUUUUGUGCUCGUCCUAAAUAUCUCAACACACAACAAAUCGAUAUACUGUACAUCUUUUUGGUUGUGUCUGAAGUUAAAUGUGGACAGGUACAGAACCGCAUUAUUCUGUGGCAGCUUUAACUCGAGUGAUCUCGAACCUCUGUAGCUGUAGGGUGUAGUAGUUUGUGCAAGUUUGGAUUCGCCACAUUCCAGGUGACUUAACAGCACAACGCUGAGGUGCAAUAAACCUAUAAACAAGGACUGUUCAAUGCUAGGGACAACUUUCCUAGACUGUGUACUUUGCACUGUUUUGUAUAUUGCGCAUGAUUUAUUUAUGGUGGAUGCUGUGGGGAGGUUGAAUGCCUGAAGACCGGCUAGGUUGUGUCACCCUCCCAGUUUUUUUUUUUUAGGUUGUUGAAAGUUGCAGAUUGUUUGCAUGGAGUAGAAAUAUUGUGUUUGUGUAAACUUAAAGGUGCCAACUGAAGCAUGAUUUAUUACUGUGUGAUAUAGUCAUUUUGAUUAUAUGGGAAAAUAAUGCUGACCGAAUGUCACAAUGUAAAAUAUGUUCAUACUGGAAAUGUAACUUUGUAAAAAGGCAAAAAAAAAACAACUUUGUUAUUAAUAUGCUGUAGACUAACUUAUUUUUAAACUAUUUUGAUGGUUGGCUAAAGGAAAAAUGCUGAUUAAAAAUACCUUUUUCAA